ACACUCACUCAAGUAUCUGACUUAGGCAUUCAGCCAUAAACAGCACCAGAUACACUCUGUACCAACUCGACUCGAAAGAAUGAGGAUACAUUACACAGGAUGGUCAACUCAGAGCAGUCUUUGAAAAGAAAUAGCACUCAUACAGUGUGUUCCCACAAUCAAGAUGGCUAGCUUUGCCAACGACAACACUAACCAAAGCAAUCGCAGUGCCUUCUACUGUGAAUUUAAUGAAGAUUUUAAAUAUAUUCUCCUUCCUGUCAGCUAUGCCCUGGUCUUUGUGAUUGGCCUGGCGCUGAACGCUACAGCGUUGUAUGUGAUCGUGUUCCGCACAAAGCGCUGGAAGCCAUCCACUAUCUACAUGUUCAACCUGACGAUGUGUGACACACUCUACAUCUUCACUCUGCCCUUCCUCGUCUAUUACUAUGCUGAUGAGAACGACUGGCCCUUCAGCGAGCCAUUCUGCAAGCUUAUACGGUUCCUGUUUUAUGCCAAUUUAUAUGGUUCCAUACUGUUCCUGUGCUGUAUCAGUCUGCAUCGGUUUGUUGGCAUCUGCUAUCCAGUCCGCUCCCUGUACUGGGUCAGCGCUCGUCGGGCCAGGCUGGUGUCUCUGGCAGUGUGGGCCAUUGUUUUAUUCUGCCAGGCACCUGUUCUCUACUUCUCAAGAACUAGGGACAUGGACACUGAGCGGAUCUGCUACGACACCACCAGCCCAGAGCUCUUUGAUGACUUCCUGGUAUACAGCUCAGUUGUGUCAGUGCUCAUGUUCGCCCUGCCCUUCAUGGUGGUGAUGGUGUGCUAUGGCCUCAUGGUGCGGAAGCUUCUAGAGCCUAGCUGUGGAUCUGAAGGGGGAGUUGAAGGUGAGAGGGGAGGCCUGGCAGCACGACGAUCCAAGCAGAAGUCAGUGAAGAUGAUUAUCAUCGUGCUGGCAAUGUUCAUGCUCUGCUUCCUCCCUUUCCACCUCACUCGGAGUCUUUACUACUCUUUCAGAUACCUAAGGCAGGUCAAUCCAGCCCAGGUCAGCUGUAAUUUGCUGGAGGCCUCCAGUAUUGCCUACAAGGUCACUCGACCUUUUGCCAGUGCCAACAGCUGUGUGGACCCCAUCCUUUAUUUCCUGGCUGGGCAGGACGUCCGCAGUAACCUCACCAAGAAGAGAAAGUCAUCCACAUCAAAAUCCAAAAGCGCGAGCGAGUGCUUGACUACACACCUCUGAUCCAAUACCUGAAACUAUCUUGGUAAAAAUAGAAAAGGUUGUGGGGGCUGUACUUAUUGUCAAGUUUCCUCUGUGACACUCAACAACUGCCUCAGGGCACUUUUCAAUGUACAAAUGCCAGUUGUGUGUUUAGCAAGCAGAGGACGUCUGACUUCUCUAAGACGAAGUAAGUGUGUUUCCGAGACAUAAUUAAACCUUCCAUAUUGUUCUUUAAGCAAAUGAAAGUGUUUUUUUUCUUUCUUUUUUGUUUCAUUUAUGAAGACAUACACAAAAAUUAAUGUGCAUAGUAUUUAUUUAGAAAUGUCACUGCAAGUAAAUAAAAACCAGGGAAACACUUUUUGAAUUUUAAACACAGUCAAGUGCACUGUACUGAGAUCUCUGUCUUUAGGCAGUUGAAAUGCAUCUGUUUGAACAGACGAAAAACAUAGACAACACAGUUAUGAUGACAAAAGAUUAUAAAUAUUCAUCUGAAACCUGCUGUGCAUUCAUGACUUAAAGCAAUGAAAGGAUUGAAAGAUAAUGUUAAUGGUAAUGUUUCAAAAGCUAUAACGUAUUGAGAGAACUAAAGAACAUGGUGCUGUGGUUUUGUAAAAUUUUUGACUGGACAGCUGCUGCACGUAAUGUUUGUACAGGAGCAAGUUUUCCUCAGCUCACCUUCCUCUGACAAAGUGUCUGUGUUCCCUCUCUGUUUGGUCACUUUUAAGGCUUGUUUUGAAUGUA
Seriola aureovittata is the source of this 1930-nucleotide messenger RNA. Its product is annotated as P2Y purinoceptor 2-like. Lineage: Eukaryota; Metazoa; Chordata; Actinopteri; Carangiformes; Carangidae. The transcript has 5 exons. Gene Ontology annotation, cellular component: plasma membrane. Gene Ontology annotation, biological process: G protein-coupled receptor signaling pathway. Gene Ontology annotation, molecular function: G protein-coupled UTP receptor activity; A1 adenosine receptor binding. The record is from RefSeq and is a predicted model, not a curated record. The coding region runs from base 164 to 1210 and encodes 348 amino acids.